GACAGAAGUUAGUACUACCGUAGUCAACGUAGGAAGUGGCCGUGUGGUGGCUUUGACCGUACGACGCAAACCGAAAACGCGCGCGUAAAAGUUAACCGUGACAUUGAAGAUUCAAAAUUAGUUUUAAACUGGGAACCUCUUUUGUUAUUUGACCAGAAUGGGCAGCAUAAUCAGCUACGUGUACUACGGCGGCGACCCGGACGUGGUCAACCCGGUGUCAGGACUGUCCCGGAGAGAGGUCCACCUAGUCCAGAAGUCUUGGGCACCAGUCACCACCAACCUCAUACCGAACGGCAUAGAACUACUUAAACGAUUUUUCCGCGCGUACCCAGAAACGAAGAAUUUCUUCAAAAUGAUUCGCAAUACUCCCGAGGAAGAGUUUGCGAAUAACGCACAAUUUAAGGCGCACGUCGUCAACCUGAUGACGUCACUCACCUCGGCCGUCGACAACCUCAACAACCCGGAGGUCGUCGCCGCUAUGAUGCACAAGAUCGGAGAGUCCCAUGGGAAGAGAAAAAUCCAAGAAAAACAUUACAUUGCGUUGAAAGGCGUGAUAGUGAACAUGUUCAUAGAACUGUUGAAGAUGGACUCGGCGACGCUGAGCGCAUGGGACAAGACGGUGGACUUCUGGUACAAGAACAUUUUCCAGACGCUCAACUGUCAGGACACCAGCGACUCCAGAUAACAAACAACUCGGUUGUACUGAGAUCUCGUGCACCAACAUUUAUGCAUUUACUCAGACUAAACGAAGAGGGUGAAGGUUACCACAGGAUUGGCCCGUCAGAGAGCCGAAUCUACGUUCGAGAUUCAAAACUUUACGAACUCAAAUUAAAAAGAAAGUCCUUUUCGAAUCAACACAGCUUUAUGUAUGUACCUAAGUACUGUAAAGGAAGUGUAGCAAUAAGUACGACCAGAGGAAGUAGAUAGAUAAGUAGGAAGUAAAAUUAAUUAGCAAUGUUUCAUUGCUGCCUUUACCGGCGGACACAAACUUAACCUAACGACGGACUUUCUAGGCUACGUUCUCCAAAAAAUCUAUAGAUGGCGCUGUACAGAUUUGUCUUCGAAUUUCAUGGAUAACAGACAUAAAUUAUGCAUCUUUCAUAUUUGUUUUUGGAUAUAAAUGAUGACCCUUUUUAUUACACCCAGGCGCAAUUACAUCUUC
Messenger RNA from Pectinophora gossypiella (pink bollworm), 1162 nucleotides. RefSeq names its product globin (gene Glob1). The record is from RefSeq and is a predicted model, not a curated record. Gene Ontology annotation, biological process: oxygen transport. NCBI's taxonomy places the organism in Eukaryota, Metazoa, Arthropoda, Insecta, Lepidoptera, Gelechiidae. Gene Ontology annotation, cellular component: extracellular region; hemoglobin complex. Bases 158 to 685 code for a protein of 175 amino acids. The transcript has 4 exons. Gene Ontology annotation, molecular function: oxygen binding; heme binding.